ACGAGGGGAGGCCCCCAGUCAGCUGGUCGACAGGACGACGUCAACAGAAGACAUCAGGUGUUCACAGAUGCGUGAUGACGUCCAACCAGCUGUCUCUCCAGUCCCUCCGGGCGGCAAGUCAAGCCAAGGAGCUGGCGGACAAGCGAUCCGAGAUCCGCCGUAAGAGUUUGCUCAUCCUGGUGCAUCACUACCUCGACCAAGAAGGGUUCCCCGACGCCGCCAAGUUCCUCGCGCAGGAGGCCAAGCUCAACACGGAGCAGUUCAGCGUGUGUGACAACGUCGACCUUUCCAAUAUCCUGCAGGAGUACGAGGCCUGGUAUGUGGUCAAGCACCAGCGCUACCCGCGGCUGGCCAAGCGGGUGUUGGGGCCGCGUCCGAACCCGAAGCCGCACCGAUGCAGCAUCCACGACGGCUCAGACGCCCCCGCCAAGAAGGAGACGCCCAGCGAGAAGAAGAGUCCUUUCUUCAACAGGCGGCGAUCGCUGCCGCGUCACGGGGGCUCCGGCAGCAGCAUCAACCGCGCCUCCAGCGACCCGGCGCUCAGCGACGAGGCGUCCCUGCCGGAGACGCGCUCGCAGUCCCGCUCCAGGAACUACGGCAGGAACAGGAACCUCGAUAACAAGAAGCGAGAGGAAAUUAGCAGGAGCGUGAAGGCGAGAGACACAUCUCUUGGCGACGAACGAGGGCGUCGGCGAACCUUGGCCCCGCUGGUUGGGCGGCGUCUGUCCGGAAACCUGCGAAGUCCAGGAGACGAGAAGAAGGACCCUUCGAAGUCCUCGUCGGACACGGACAGCGAGCGGGGCGCCGGCCUCGGGCCCGUCAAGACCGGCAAAAUGCCGAGACAAGUCCUCGACCUCAAGCAGAUGAUCAGCGAUUACACUCGCCUCGAGGACAACAUCGGCGACAUAGGGAAGGGGCCGCGGACGCAGGCGCAGCUCAACCCCAAUCAAGGUCAGGGAGGGGGGGAGGGAGGGAGGGAGAGAGAGAGAGAGAAGGAGAGGAGGGCGGGAUUGUGGGACGACAAGAGCGUGAAGCCUCCGAUCCCGAUGCCUCUCUUCACCGGAGAGUUCCGCGACCUCGCGAACAUCAUCCACAGGGAGAUCCUCGUCGAGAACCCCGAGGUGCACUGGUCCGACAUCCUGGGGGUCGAGGACGCCAAGAGGCUGGUCAAGGAAGCGGUUGUCUACCCGCUCAAGUACCCGCAGCUGUUCGUGGGCAGGUUCAAGCCGUGGCGGGGCAUUCUCCUGUACGGUCCUCCGGGCACAGGCAAGACCCUCCUGGCGAAGGCGGUGGCGACGGAGUGCAGAACGACCUUCUUCAACAUCUCCGCCACGACGCUCGUCUCCAAGUGGCGCGGUGACUCGGAGAAACUCGCCAGGGUGCUGUUCGAGAUGGCGAGGUUCCACGCGCCCUCCACCAUCUUCGUGGACGAGGUGGACGCCCUGAUGGCGGCGCGGCAGGGCGAGCAGGAGCACGAGGCGUCGCGCCGCAUGAAGACGCAGCUCCUCGUCGAGCUCGACGGCCUCACCAAGUCCAACGACCACGUCUUCCUCCUCGCGGCCUCCAACGUCCCCUGGCAACUGGACCCGGCGAUGCUGCGGAGGCUGGAGAAGCGCAUCCUGGUGCCUCUGCCGGGCAUGGAGGCGCGGGAGGCCAUGUUCAGGCACCAUCUGCCCGAGGUGAUCUCCGACCUCGCUGAGACGGGCCACGCCAUCAACACUGACCUCGAUUACGAAAAGCUGGCCAAGGUCUCGGAGGGCUACAGCGGCUCUGACCUGCAGGUGGUGUGCCGCGAGGCCGCUAUGGGCUGCCUGAGGAAGGUGUUCAACGUCCUGGAGGAUCACUCAGUUGAGGACUCAGAGUUACCGGACCUGAAGCUGGACACGAUCAAGAUGGAGGACGUGGAGACGGCGCUGUCGAGGACCAAGCCGACGCAGAGCAACCACCAGCAGUACCUGGAGUGGCACGCCAAGUACGGGUCUGCGUAAGGCGUGGGCGUCGCUCCCCCAGCGCCCUCUCUUCCGUCGUCAGCGCCGCCGACUCCGAAGCAGAGUCGAGGACUGUCCACCCUGAAAUGCAGUCUCGGGAAUCUCGGUGCAAACAGAACUUCUUGCGGAAUUCUUUUAAGAAGGAUUCGAGAACUCCUCUUAAAGAGGCUGAAAAAAGGAACUGAAGUACAGAGAUAAGAAGAUCAUAAGGACAAGAAGGGAUUAGAAUAAAGAUGCAAAUCGAAGUCUGAGGUAAAGAGCGCUUCGGAAAAUCUCAUGUGAAGGAUCCAAAAGCUUCUCUUUAAGAAGCCGGAAAAAAGAACCGAUUUAUAGAGAAAACAAGACAAAGAAAAGCGAAAAGAAAUGAGAAUAAAGAUAAAAAACAGGAACAAAAAGUGCUGAAACGGUUUCUUCACCCGUUUCUUGUUCCGGAGCGAACGAACAGCGCCGCCCAGCUGGACCUCCCAUCGGCGCUCCGUCUUGCGGGCGUAACCGAGACGAAAUCUAUUUUAUUUCCCGCGAGAUUAAUGCGUUUGGUGGGAAGACGUGUGUAUUCAUAUGGAUCUUUACUGUAUAUUGCGAAGUGUGGAUGAAGACUUUUGUAUUUGUAUACAGUUCGUUUAGAAUAGGGACAUCUUUGUGUAGAGAAUGUAUGAGACUCUAGGUACUGGCGGAAGUUUCAAGUCGACCUUUGAUGUGUAAAUAAGAAUCCAGGCCAGUUUAGUUUAUCGACGUUAGGUGAAUGCUUUCUAAAAUAGAAAGCUCUGUUCUUAAGCUAAUUAAGGACGAACGUUCAGGUUCUACAGUCCUGUUGUCCAGUGUCGGGUCCUUGUACUCGAAAUGCCAUGAAAUGGAAACUCCUUUUUCUCUAACAUUUUUUGUAAAUAAGAUCUUGAAAUAAAUAACUGUAAAAUGUUUACAA
Molecule: messenger RNA, 2910 nt
Organism: Penaeus monodon (black tiger shrimp)
Lineage: Eukaryota; Metazoa; Arthropoda; Malacostraca; Decapoda; Penaeidae
Product: katanin p60 ATPase-containing subunit A-like 2
Exons: 17
Coding region: 75-1988 (637 amino acids)
Molecular function (GO): ATP binding; protein binding; ATP hydrolysis activity
Source: RefSeq, a predicted model, not a curated record